This is a messenger RNA of Sodiomyces alkalinus F11, 2242 nucleotides long. Its product is annotated as ubiquitin carboxyl-terminal hydrolase. Gene Ontology annotation, molecular function: protein binding; cysteine-type deubiquitinase activity; proteasome binding. The record is from RefSeq and is a predicted model, not a curated record. Gene Ontology annotation, biological process: proteasome-mediated ubiquitin-dependent protein catabolic process; regulation of proteasomal protein catabolic process; protein deubiquitination. The transcript has 2 exons. NCBI's taxonomy places the organism in Eukaryota, Fungi, Ascomycota, Sordariomycetes, Glomerellales, Plectosphaerellaceae. The coding region runs from base 281 to 1969 and encodes 562 amino acids.
CCAAGUAUGUUCUUCUAGUAGGUACCUUAUUAGGUAAGGUAGUUGACGCCACCUGAAGCUGCCUACAGGCUACCUUACCCUAUUACAUGCAGUACGGAAGUUAUUAUCGACUUCCUCUGCCUUUCCCACCUUCCACCUUUUGCCCCUCAGUGCAUGUAUCUUUUUGACGGGAACACCGCCAUUCUCUUCAAAUAAAACUCUCAACCUUUUCAGUCAAUUUUCUGUCUACUGCGUACAGAUCGGUCUGCACCGAAGAGACGAGGCAGAAACCGCGGCAGCCAUGGCGUCCAUACCAGUCAUUGUCAAACACCAGGGCAAGAAGCUCGAAGUCGAAGUCGAUCCCGCGUCCAAUGGCGAAACAUUUAAGUACCAGCUCUUCAGCCUGACGGGCGUCGAACCGGAGAGACAGAAGAUCUUGGUCAAGGGUGGCCAGCUCAAGGACGACGCCGACAUGGGCAAGCUCGGCCUGAAGCCAAACCAGGUGCUUAUGAUGAUGGGCACGCCCUCCGGAGACAACGCAGGCUUGGCGAGGCCAACGGAGGCUGUUAAGUUUGUCGAGGACAUGACCGAAGCGGAAGCUGCCCAGCAGGCCGGAGCUACGCCGGCUGGGCUGGCCAACCUUGGCAACACCUGCUAUCUCAACUCCACCUUGCAAACUCUUCGGUCCAUCCCCGAACUCCAGAUUGCUUUGACCAAAUACAAAACGGAAGGACGGGGUGGUCAGUCGCUCCAGAGCAGUCUAGGCCUGCAGGGUGGGGAUUUGGUCGGCCCACUGGUGGACCUGUACACGAACAUGUCGAAGACGCAGGACAGCGUGGCACCUUAUAAUUUCCUCGCCGUGCUGAGGUCGAUUUUCCCGCAGUUUGCCGAGAAGUCCAAAACCGGCCAUGGUUACGCUCAGCAGGAUGCCGAGGAGGCAUGGUCGCAGAUCAUUAGUCAACUGAAGCAGCGCCUCGGCGACACAGCGGACGCAUCUUUCAUCGACAGGUACAUGUCGGGACAACUCAAGUCGACGCUCGAAGUCGACGAGCAAGCCGCCAAGGAUGCCGGCGAGGAGGCGGUCACAUCGACCGAGACGUUCUUCAAGCUCAACUGCCACAUCGACAGCACGAUCAACCACCUGCGGGAUGGCAUUCUGGCCGGCCUCACGGAGAAGCUGGAGAAGAGAUCGCCGGUCCUGGACAGGGACACGACCUACACGAAGAAGUCCCGGAUCUCCCGUUUGCCCAAGUACCUCACGGUUCACUUUGUCCGCUUCUUCUGGCGACGAGACACGCAGAAGAAAGCCAAGAUCAUGCGCAAGGUCACAUUCCCGCACGAACUGGACGUGGUCGAGUUUUGCGACGACGAGCUCAAAUCUCUGCUGGUCCCGGUAAGGGAUAAGGUGCGGGAAAUUCGCAAGGAUGAGGAGGACAUCGAGCGGGCCCGGAAGCGGCGCAAGGUGAACCCGGUUGAUCGCGGAGACGUCACGGGCUCGUCGAGUGGGGUGGUUGAAAAGACGGCUCUGGAGAAGGCCAACGAGAAGAAGCGCGGCGCAAUCUCCGCCGAUGGGGAUACGGACAUGACGGAGACGUACAAGACGGACGCCGAAGUCGAGGCCGAGCGGAACGCUGCUCUGUUGGCGCUCAAGAAGGAACUGGAUGCGCUGGUCAACAAAGACCUCGCCAAGGACGACGGCGCCAAUCAGUCCGGCCUGUACGAGCUGCGGGGUGUUGUGACGCACCAGGGCUCCAGUGCCGACAGUGGCCAUUACACGGCGUACAUUAAGAAGGAAGGUUCCGUGGAUCCUAAGACGGGCAAGAAAGGCGAGGAGGACGGAAAGUGGUGGUGGUUCAACGACGACAAGGUCAGCGAGGUCACGUCCGACAAGAUCGAUGCGCUCUGCGGUGGCGGCGAGACGCACUCGGCCCUCAUCCUGCUGUACAGGGCCAUCCCUCUCCCCACAGCGGAAGGCGAGCAGUCUGAUUAAAACGGAAUGGGGUAAUGCUGAGCGCAAUAUCUAACUCGAAGCGAAUCUGGUCAGCAAACACGGGCUGUAUUCUGAGACCGGCGAUAGUUUUCCUGGACGUGGUCAAGCUAUGGCUGGCGGCAGUCGCAUAUAGUAGGUAUAGGCCCAUGAAUGAAGAACUGACAGCAGUAUGGGGACUUGGGAAUUCUCUGGUGUUUGGCGCGGAUCGUAUGUGAUUGACGUGCUACACAUUACCAGCUCUAUCAAUUAAACCAGCUAGCAUCCUCUUGAUUC